AUUAAUUUAUUUAUGAGUCCUGCCGCUUUUGACGGCGUACGAAUUAUUUGACUUAAUUAAUGUUGGAAGAAAAAAGAGCAAUUAAAGGAAUUGGUCAGCUAGAGAGAGAAGGUAAAGUUAGAGAGAGACUUUUGCUCUAACCUCUCUCCUACUUUGUUUCUCCGCACGUUUCGACCGUUGGGAUGCCUCCGCAGGAGGCGGAGGAACACCUCCACAACCUCUGGACGGCUCCCCUACGUCUUCACCCAUCCAACCGAGCAAGAAGGCUAAAUCGACCGCCACUGAUGGCUUCUCCGGCCAGUAAGACAUGGAGGUGGCCAUAGUUACUGCCAGAAUCCAAGAUGUGGAUGUGGAUGUGACUACAUCUGAAGAUGGUGGAAUGAGAAAUCGUGUAGCAGUUAGCGGCCAGCAGAAAUUAGAAAACCCCAGGACCUCAUACAAGGACUCCUUUCUUGGAAAUGGCCCCCCACCGGAAGAGGAGGAAGAUUUCGGGGAUGCUCUAAUGUCCGAUGAGUCGGAAGGGGAAGAUGCCAAGGACGACCCCUUCUGCCCGAUGAUUCAGAUAAAAAAGAAGACCGAUGCCAGGGUGCGUCGCCAUUGGGGCAGAGCAAUCACAUUCUGGAUUCUGGGUAAGACCCUCCCCUUCGCCUUUGUUCAACGAAGAAUCCUCAGCAUGUGGGCAAAGACCGGUGGCGUCAAGAUGGGCGAUAUUGGGAAAAAAUAUUUUCAAGCUAUGUUCGAUUCACAACUGGAUUACAACAGAGCACUCUACGGAGGCCGUGGACGAUUGGCGAUCACUAUGUUGUUUCCGAGCCGUGGAGGCUCGAUUUUGAUCCGGAUUUUGAUCUUAUCUUCAAAACCGCAUUUUGGGUGCGCCUCCCCCGACUCUCACUCGCAUAUUUCGAUGAGGAAAUCCUCGAAGACAUCAAAAGCAAGCUGGGCAGGGUGAUCAAGAUCGACUACAACACCUCUAACGGGUUUCGAGGUAACUAUGCCAGAAUAUGCGUUGAGGUUGAUUUAAGGGAAAAGCUGGCUUCUAAGUAUCGAAUCAAGAGGAGGGUCAGGAGGGUGGAGUAUGAAGGACUCCACCUGAUAUGUUUUGAGUGUGGACACUACGGCCAUCAAGAAGAGAAUUACCCUGCGAAAAAACCUACCCAGAACACCCCCCAGAACGUACAACGAUGGAUGGCAGCUACAUGAACUCGACUGAGGUGGUAAUACGACCAGAGGUUUUGGAGGACUACGACCCCUGAACGAUUGCCACCCGGACUAAGAGAAGGAAGCAACCACAGCGUGCCCAGACUAGAGAGGAUAAGAAGAAGACUGAGGCCCUUGCCAAUGGUUUGCGCUUCAAUGUUUUGGGACAGGACAAGGAGGGAGCUCCUGAUGGAACAGCGGAGGACCUCCACAAUCAGCCUAGCAAGAGCAGUAGGGAGUUUGAGCAACCGAAUGGAGGACUCAGCAAUGAUACUGUGUCCAGCGAGCCUCCUGCAACAGAUAAUGGCAUUAUUAAUAAUAAAAAAAAGGAAGGCCAGCAAAGGAAAGUUAAAAGUGCAACCGAAAAGAGAAAUAGGAAGGAUCAUCAGAAGGUUUUGCUGGAAACGAAUUCCUCUAAAGCAAAAGAGGGAACCUCAACGAAGAAGAUGGGGGCCAGCUCGCCCACCCCAAUUGGCAGCUCCGGAGAGAAAAGGCCGGAACCAGACAGUGAGGGUGCUAAGUCCACUCUUGGUAAGCAGCUUGGCAACUCCAAACCUAAGAGCCCCACAAAAUCUAGAAAAGGGGGAGGUAAGGAGAUGACUGGUGGCACCAGAGUUGGCCAUCACCCUAAGAUGAAGGAACAAACAUCUAAGGAUGCCUUAAGUCUCCCAAGAUGAAGCAUAAUUCUCCCCCGGAUAAUGUGACUAUUCUAUCCUGCAAAAUUGACUUCAACACAAGUCUUGGAGCGGGUAUAUUCAUGCAAGAAAAUGCAAACCAGUCCUAGACAGCUGCUGCUAGCAACUCGAAAGGAGUGGAGGAGACGGCCAUGGUCGUCGAUCAACCCUGAUUUGCGACCCUUGGGUCGUUUGGAGAACCUUCCGCCCUUCCAUUUAUUUUUAUGGUUAAGUUUUCUCCUGAAAUUGUCAUGGUGAAAAGCACCACAAAUUUAAGUCGUCACUUGAGAUGUAUAAAGUUGCCCACAACCCUGACAUUGUGUGUAUACUUGAGCCAAGGAUCAGUGGAAGAGAGGCUGAGUUAGUGUACAAAUCCUUGGGAUAUGACUCCUAGAUCAUAUCAGAGGCUAGUGGUUACAGCGGGGAGAUUUGGGUGCUAUGGAACAAAGACAAGGUCUCGCUGGUGGAGCUUGAAAAUGAACGUUAAUUCAUUCACGUUAGAUGCACCUUGCCUAGUAAGGAAGUUUGUCAUGUCUCUAUUGUUUAUGCAAGCCCUAUGAAUACACAAGAAGGGAGCUUUGGGAGUCUUUGAGAAGCAUCAACAGAAGAAUCUCAACUUCAUGGCUGAUCGUAGGGGAUUUCAACUCCAUCAUCGGUGCUAAUGAGAAGCAAGGAGGAGCUCCUUUCCGGUUUGCCAAAACCAAAAGCGUUCAAGGAGUGUAUCGAUGAUUGUAGACUCAUCGACCUAGGCUUCACCGGGCCUAGGUUUACUUGGUUCACAAGUGGAUCCAAGAUCAAGGAACAGGGCCGGCCCAUAAUAUUUGGAGACCCUAUUUGAAAAUUCAAAAUUUGGCCCUUAAAAUAUUUUUUGCAAAUUUAUUGAAAAUAAAAAUUAUUAAAUAUU
This is a messenger RNA of Linum trigynum, 2775 nucleotides long. Lineage: Eukaryota; Viridiplantae; Streptophyta; Magnoliopsida; Malpighiales; Linaceae. The record is from the annotation of a GenBank genome assembly.